This is a messenger RNA of Cuscuta epithymum, 505 nucleotides long. The record is from the annotation of a GenBank genome assembly. NCBI's taxonomy places the organism in Eukaryota, Viridiplantae, Streptophyta, Magnoliopsida, Solanales, Convolvulaceae.
GGGGAGAGAGAGAAAGGGAAAGAGGAACAGAAGAUCCUUUUUCUUCUUGGCUCUGAUCGAUCUUCUCAGUUUCAAAAAGAAAUAUAUAUAAUGGGCGAAAGGAACGCGCCGCUGCCAAAGUUCGGAGAAUGGGACGUCAAGAACCCGGCCGCCGCAACGGAAUUCUCCGUCAUAUUCGACAAGGCACGGAACGCAAAGAGAGAUGGCAUCCGGCCACCGUCUGCCACCCGCCGUGACCAGCUGGACUCCCCUGUAAGGAAGGACUCACGGCCAGGCAACGCCGCCAAGUCGUCCCUUAAUAAAGCCGAUGGCCACCUCGUCCGGCUGGGGAAACCUCUUGCCGGCCGUAAAUGGCUCUGCUGCGUCGGUGGGAGGCACGACGACUAAUACAUCGAGAAGGCCGGCCCGGCCAUUAAUUGUGCUAUAGCAAACCAAAACUCCUCAUUUCUGCUAGACUAACAUUCUAUGAUCCAGGAUUAACUUUGACCUCCUUACUAUUUCUGAG